Molecule: messenger RNA, 1011 nt
Organism: Fusarium keratoplasticum
Lineage: Eukaryota; Fungi; Ascomycota; Sordariomycetes; Hypocreales; Nectriaceae
Product: PKS-ER domain-containing protein
Exons: 1
Coding region: 1-1011 (336 amino acids)
Cellular component (GO): mitochondrion
Molecular function (GO): oxidoreductase activity
Source: RefSeq, a predicted model, not a curated record
AUGUCAACCACAUUCCGUAAAGUCGUCAUCCCCAAGUACGGCGAUGCAUCAGUCCUUGAGAUCGUCGAGGCCACCCUCCCUCAGCCUGCUGCAGGAGAGGUGCAGGUUGCACCCAUAUAUGCCGGCUUUUCUGGUGCCGACAUCAACAUGCGACGCGGUGUCUACCCAAGCCAGCAGAAGCCACCGUUGACCCCCGGCUACUGUCUCGUCGGCACUGUCAAGACUAACGGCAGCGGGAGCUCAAAGUUCAAGACUGGCGACACUGUCGCAUGCCUGACCAAGUAUGAUGCUCAGGCUCAGCUGGUCAACCUGCCCGAGAAGCAUCUCAUCCCCGUCCCUGAAGGUUCCGACCUGCAGCAGGUGACGGGCCUCAUUCUCGACUGGUGCACCGCCUACGGCAUGGUUCACCAAGUUGCCAAGGUGAAGAGGGGACAGACCGUUUUCAUCCAUGGCAUCAGUGGCUCUGUUGGCUAUGCCACCAUGAAGCUCGUCCAGCUGCUGGGUGCGACAGCGUACGGUACAGCAUCAGAGAGGAACCACGCCGCUGUCCGGGAGCAGGGCGGCAUCCCCUUUGUCUAUACCGACAAGAACUGGAUCAAGGCCAUGAAGGACACGGGUGGCGUCGACGCCGUCUUUGACUCGAUCGGCUUCGAGAGCUUCCACGAAUCGUACGACAUCCUCAACGAUCACGGCAUUGUCGUCGGCUUCGGCGCCAACAAGUACUCCCUUACCAACGAAGCCCCAGUCCCAGCUACAUGGCCAACUGUCAAAUUCUUGCUGAAGGGCCAAAUUCCCUGGAGGGGGAAGAGAACCGCCUUCUUCCUCAUUAGUCGGGACCAGCCAGACUACCAGCCCAACAUGAAGGCCCUUCUCGAUCUGCUCGGCAAGAGCAAGAUCUCGGUGCCCAUUCGGAAGAUCUGGGAUAUGGAUGACAUUCAAGAAGCCCAUCGUCAGUGGCACAGUGGUUCGGGAGUUGGUGCAGUCAUCAUUCGGAUACCCGAGCUGAAGUAA